Miscanthus lutarioriparius is the source of this 1200-nucleotide messenger RNA. The record is from the annotation of a GenBank genome assembly. NCBI's taxonomy places the organism in Eukaryota, Viridiplantae, Streptophyta, Magnoliopsida, Poales, Poaceae.
AUGGCUCGUUCGCCGCCGCCCCCUUCCUCCGCCGGCGGCGCGCAGUACGCGCAGCAGUUCCUCAACACGGCGCUCUCCCAGCGGGGGCCGUCCGCGCUGCCGUACGCCGAGGACGUCAAGUGGCUGAUCCGCAACCACCUGGUGGCGCUGGCCGAGGCCUUCCCCUCCCUCCACCCCAAGGCCGCCCUCUUCACCCACAACGACGGCCGUGCCGCUCACCUCCUCCAGGCCGACGGCACAAUCCCCAUCCACCACGCCGGCGCCUCCUACAACCUCCCAGCCGUCAUCUGGCUGCCAGAGCCCUACCCGCGCUCCCCGCCGCUCGUCUUCCUCUCCCCGACCCGAGACAUGGUCAUCAAGCCCCACCACAGGCUUGUCGACAGCUCCGGCCUCGUCGCCAACGCGCCCUACCUCCGCUCCUGGGUCUUCCCCUCCUCCAACCUCGUCGACCUCGUCCGAUCCCUCUCCCACCUAUUCGGCCUCGACCCGCCCCUCUUCACCAAGAAUUCUCCUGCCGCCGCUCCGCCACCGAAUCCCUCAUCGACGCCGACCCCGCCACCACAGGUCGCCCCAUCCCCCUCCCCCUCCCCCUCCUACAGGCUUGGGGGCUUCCCGGCGUCGCCCCAACUCGCCCCCCGCCCGCCCCCCACCGAGGACCCUGCCGAGGUCUUCAAGCGCAACGCCGUCGCCAAGCUCGUCGACAUGGCCUACGCCGACGCCGUGGCACUGCGGACCGCGCGGGAGGCCGAGGUCGAUGCCCUCUUCGCCGUCCAGGCCGAGCUGCGGCACAGGGGUGACAUCGUCGCUCAAGGGGUGCGCAAGAUGGGGGAGGAGAAGGAAGCGCUCGAGCGCCACCUGCAGGACGUCAUGAUGGCCACCGAUGUCAUGGAGGCCUGGGUCAGGGACAACAACAGGAGAGGCGGCAACCAAGCCACCGAGGACGCCAUCGAGCCCGUGGAUGUGCUGUCAAGGCAGAUGAUCGAGUGCACAGCGGCAGAUUUGGCGCUCGAGGAUACCAUCUACGCGCUCGACAAGGCAAUCCAGGAAGGAUCUGUGCCCUUUGACGGCUACCUCAGGAGCGUGCGUGCACUGUCGCGCGAGCAGUUCUUCCACCGCGCCCUAUCUGCCAAGGUGCAUAGCGCGCAGCAGCAGGCUAAGGUUGCUAGCAUGGCAGCACGGGCACCGCAGUACGCAUCAUAA